Messenger RNA from Oncorhynchus mykiss (rainbow trout), 1770 nucleotides. Its product is annotated as transmembrane protein 179B. Lineage: Eukaryota; Metazoa; Chordata; Actinopteri; Salmoniformes; Salmonidae. The record is from RefSeq and is a predicted model, not a curated record.
GGGUCUCCAACAAGCCUCUAUUGCGCAUCUAGAAAUAGAGAAACCACCACAAUAUCCAUGUAAAAUUAUCUGAUGAGAUUAUCAUUCAAUUCUUCACACCAGGACAGGGCAGGUCAAAGAGUUGUUCUAGAUAGUUAGAGUUUGUAUUGGACAUUUCUCGAUUUCUCCGGAUGCAUUCACCGGUGGUUUUCAACUGUGUCGAAUGCGCGCUUCGGAGGGAGUUCCAGAACGCAGUUAUAAACGGUUGGAGCGCGUCCCGGUUGUCGGCUUGGCUCCGUCUGUCAGUCAGGCGGUCUGUUAGAUCCCGGAGAGAGAGAGAGAAAGAGGGGGCUUGAUUGAGUAGGGGACGAUGAUGGCAAUAGCGAAGAUACCGUGGCUACUUCUCCUCGAGAUGGGAUUGUACGCCAGUUGUUUCGUUUGUGGAAUCGUCACGGCAGCUUCUCUCACUAUCACACAGGGGAGUUUCAGUGGUCUCUGUAUCCUGUAUGGGACAGUAAAUCACAACUCGUCAUCAGACUCCCUAUUGGUCCAGACCUCCAGCUCUCCCUCGCUCUGUUACUUUGUCUCUGCCAUCUCAGUGUGUGUAGCAGUGUUCUGUUUCUCUAUAUCACUGUACUGGAUAUAUACAUGCUGUCUGGAUGGAGGGGUUAACAGAGAGCGUCUAUGGCUCAACGUGACCCUGGUGGUGUGUGGCGUGUUUCUCUUCUUCCUCCUGCUGACGGGCUGUGUGUUGAAAAGAGGAAGAGACUCUCUGUGUGACUCUGUCCUACACGCUGUCCCCAACAUCACCAGCUGUGAAGAGGCUCAGUCUAGGACCUGGAUCAGUCCUUACACUGGAACACAGUUCUACACUGGACUGUACAAUGCUGGGACUGCGGUGUGGGUUAACUUCUUUUUCUGGAUUCUGAUUGGCGUGCUGGUAGUGAUCCAGAGAGGUCAAGGGUCCGAGUUUAGAAUGACGGCGGCCGACCCCUUAGCCACGCCCUCUGAGACAGAACCUUUCUUCCCACGCCAGGCCCGGCCCCAGUGACUCAUAACCGUCUCGCCUUACGACCUGUUGGCUAGACACAUGUGGAGACACGCACACACACACACACUCCUCACUGUCUGACCUGUUAGUAGAGAAUGAAUGAACCUCACCCUAUGUAUGUUUGAGAGAGUCCUCCUCACACACACACACACACACACACACACACACUCCUGGGGUCAGUGUCUAUGCGGAUCUCUGGUUCUGAGUACUGCGCCCCAGUGAAGCAGAGAUGGCCUAGCUGAUUUAAGGCAGCAUCUGUCUCUUCAAGGAUAUAACAAGAAUAUACUAAUGGUAACACGUAGAGCCACUGUAGCUUUCUCUGUGGUCACUCCAUCCAGUGCCUUGCACUGUGUGUGUGUGUGUGUGUGUGUGUGUGUGUGUGUGUGUGUGUGUGUGUGUGUGUGUGUGUGUGCGAGACUCCCACUACGGACCACUGCCAAACCAAGGCGACUGGACCACAGUCAGCUUUCAGCAAUGUCACACUGUCCUCCAGACAGACCUUAUAAUGCCUUACUGACCACUGACACAAAGCAACCAGUUUGUUACAGCGUUCGCUUUCUGCCUGCACUUACUUAGAUAGUUUUUUUUAAUUAUUAUUAUUAAAAACCAAAAACAUGUAUUUUAGUUUGAGUGAAUGAAUUAUUGUUGCCAUUGCUGAUACUGUAUUGUUGAAUCUUUUUACAGAACUUUAUGAAAACAGGUAUCGACCAUCCAAUAAAGAUACAUUUUUUUAUUUGUCA